This is a messenger RNA of Neurospora hispaniola, 1088 nucleotides long. RefSeq lists its product as uncharacterized. The record is from RefSeq and is a predicted model, not a curated record. NCBI's taxonomy places the organism in Eukaryota, Fungi, Ascomycota, Sordariomycetes, Sordariales, Sordariaceae. The coding region runs from base 218 to 784 and encodes 188 amino acids. Gene Ontology annotation, cellular component: Lsm1-7-Pat1 complex; P-body. The transcript has 3 exons. Gene Ontology annotation, molecular function: RNA cap binding. Gene Ontology annotation, biological process: deadenylation-dependent decapping of nuclear-transcribed mRNA.
GGAAAGUGGGGUGAACUGCACAAACAGCGGAGCAAGCCCAGGGCAGCCCAGGGCGGCAGCUAUGUACCUAGUAUGUGGUGCGGGCAGGCAACGUCAGGGCGGGCAGCUGUCCCAUCGCAUCAUUGCAUCCCGCUUCCCAUUAAACAACCCUGAAGACACCCCCCGAAACUAGUUUACAGAUGGACUGGAAGACAUAGACCAUCAUCAGUACACAACCAUGGAGCACCUCUCGAUAAACGAUCAACCCCCACCGCCGCCCUUCCCUCAGGGCCCCGGCCAGCCAGGACCCGGCAUGCCCCCGCCGGGACUCCUAGGAGGCGGCCGUCCUCCCCAGCCCCAGCAGUUGCCCGCGCAAAUGUUCACCACAGCUGCCCAACUCCUCGACCUCACCGAUAAGAAGCUAAUGGUAGCAUUGCGCGACGGACGAAAGCUCACGGGCAUCCUCCGCAGUUGGGAUCAGUUUGCCAACCUAGUACUACAACAAACAAAGGAGAGGAUAUUCGUGCCUCCAGGCACGCAGUCACCCGCCCAGACCAGGGGGCUCUACGCCGACGUGGACCGGGGCCUCUUCGUUGUUCGUGGCGAGAACGUUCUCCUUAUGGGCGAGAUCGACCUUGACCGCGACGACGACCCGCCCCCGGGCUACGACCCUGCCGACCUCGAACUGGUGCAGACACUAGCCAAGCAGAAAAAGGCCGAGGAGAAGGCCAAGGAGAAGCGCAAGGUCAAGAAGCUUUCUACCAUUGGCUUCGAAGGGGAGAACGUAGGCGAGGCGCUUCUGUGAACGAUAUAUGAAUCACGAUACCCUCAAGUUUUACAAAUGGGACGGAAAGAAAGAGAGGGGAGGAGAGACGACCAAAACUUUAACUUGUUAUGAUUCAUACCUACAUACCCCUGAAGUGGAAAGGGAGUGUCGAAGGAGGGAAUGGCAUGAGCGAUUGGAAGCAGAAUAUUGUGAAAUGCUAUCCGCUCAGCUGCGACUUCACACGAAUGGAAGACAGCAUAAAGCCUUACACCAAGGUCGGCCCAAGAAGACACCAAGUGUAUUUUACCGUUAUCAGAGUAGCAAUUCGAUGGAUUGCCUCGAA